Messenger RNA from Macadamia integrifolia, 3906 nucleotides. RefSeq names its product plastid division protein CDP1, chloroplastic. The transcript has 12 exons. NCBI's taxonomy places the organism in Eukaryota, Viridiplantae, Streptophyta, Magnoliopsida, Proteales, Proteaceae. The record is from RefSeq and is a predicted model, not a curated record. Bases 415 to 2874 code for a protein of 819 amino acids. Gene Ontology annotation, biological process: chloroplast fission. Gene Ontology annotation, cellular component: chloroplast inner membrane.
AUUACAUACAUUAUGGUUCAUCUCAACCGUCACAAUGGCAGAAUCUCUUCACUUGUGCGCUAGGUAUACUCUGCUUUUUUUAUAUUUCCAUAUCUCGGAAACGAAACAUUAUCGAUGUAAAUCACAGUUCCUCCUUCGGAAAGCAAACGGCCUGCCCUGCAACGGUUAUUGAAAUUACACUGAAAAAGUCAAAAGAGUUUUCCAAGUCUUUUUCGAAAACCCAACUAACAUUUCGAGCUCUUCCAUCAACGAUUAGCUCAGAAUUCUCAAUUUUUUUAAUCCAAAAUGGUUGCAAACUCUUCCUUGUUCCUCCCAUUCUUUCUUCAUUUCUGAUCUUCAAUCGAAGCUCUACUGUAAUGGCCGUAGUUCCCAUGAUAGAAUGCAAACAAUUAGGUUAGGGUUUUGGUUCCUGCCAUGGCAUUGACCCAUUUGACUCUGAGCCUCCCUUCCUGCUGUGGUUGUCGCAAUAUCGUUCACGAGGAGCAGAGAGAUUCGAAUUUGGGUGUUUCUGUCUCUCUUUCGGGCACCGGAAGCGCCAUCUCUAGACUCCCAAAUGGGUUUUUUCGCGAAGGUUUUCAGUCAAGAUAUAGAGGUGUUAUCGGGUAUGGGAGAUUGAAUGUGGCCGAGUUGCAGACGGUUGAGAAUGACCAGAUUAGGACUGGUGUUGAAAUCCCUGUUACUUGCUAUCAGAUCAUUGGGGUGCCUGAUCAAGCUGAGAAGGACAAUAUUGUGAAGUCAGUGAUGGAUCUGAAAAGUGCUGAGAUUGAAGAAGGUUACACCUUGGAUGUUCUUGUAUCUCGGCAGGAACUUUUAAUGGAUGUGAGGGAUAAGCUUCUUUUUGAACCAGAGUAUGCUGGUAAUGCAAGGGAAAAGAUCCCACCCAAAUCUUCACUUAGAAUUCCAUGGGCUUGGUUGCCUGGUGCUCUUUGUCUCCUACAAGAGGUUGGAGAAGAAAAGUUGGUUCUAGAAAUAGGCCGAGCAGCACUUCAACAUCCAGAUGCUAAACCAUAUAUUCAUGAUUUUCUUCUGUCUAUGGCACUAGCCGAGUGUGCAAUUGCUAAGAUUGGUUUUGAGAAAAACAAAGUAUCACAAGGAUUUGAAGCCCUUGCUCGUGCUCAGUACUUACUCAGGAGCAAAAUUUCUUUGGGGAAGAUGCCACUGUUAUCUCAGAUAGAAGAAUCUUUGGAGGAGCUUGCACCUGCUUGCACAUUGGAGUUACUAGGCAUGCCUCACACACCUGAAAAUGCAGAACGCAGACGGGGUGCAAUUGCAGCCUUGCGUGAAUUGCUCAGGCAGGGCCUUGAUGUGGAGACAGCCUGUCGAGUCCAAGAUUGGCCUUGCUUCUUGAGCCAGUCUCUGAACAAGCUUAUGGCUACAGAAAUAGUAGAUCUUCUUCCAUGGGACAACAUAGCUGCUAUUCGCAAGAACAGGAAAUCACUUGAGUCACAGAAUCAACGGGUUGUAGUUGAUUUUAGUUGCUUUUACAUGGCCAUGAUAGCUCAUAUUGCUGUGGGUUUUUCAAGCAAACAAAUAGAGCUGAUCAACAAAGCAAAGACCAUCUGUGAGUGUUUAGUAGCAUCAGAAGGUAUUGAUUUGAAAUUUGAGGAAGCGCUUUGUUCUUUCCUUCUUGGGCAGGGAGACGAGGCGGAGGCUAUUGAAAGGCUCCAGCAGCUUGAGAUUAAUUCAGGUCCUACUUCACAAAAUUUUCUUCUGGGAAAAGACAUCAAAGAUGGUUCCAGUGUGAACCCCUCAUUGGAAAUAUGGCUAAAGGAUGCUGUGCUUGGUCUGUUUCCAGAUACGCGAGACUGCUCUCCUUCUUUGGUCAACUUUUUUGGUGGUGAAAAGAAGGCACUUGGGACAAGCAAACACUGUAAAGGAACUCGCCAAAAUAUGCUUAGUGGAUGUCGUAGACCAACUUUUGUUGCACCUGAUCCCGUAACUGCUGGAAAACCUCUUCAACAUUUGAACUAUAGUCGACACCUGGGUCUGGCAGUAAAGCAACUGGCUCCAACUAACACUGAGAGCUCGUUAAUGGGAAGCAAGACUGCUAGUGAAGGCAGUACUGGAUCUGUUCAACUGAAGAGAAACCUGGGAUCACAUCAUAAGAAAGUUUCAGAAAGCUGGUGGGCCUCAGGCAAUGUGGUUGCAAGAAUCAUGUUGUCUACGAUAUUAGGAUGCUUUGUAUUUGCAACCUUCAAAGUGUUGGGAAUGCAGUUUGGGCAUUUCAGAAGUGGGUCUAGGUUGAACUCCAAUAAACCAAAGAUGCACAUAAAUUCCCUUGCUUGGACCGUAAAUCCUUCUCUGGAUCAUGCAGGUCCUGCCUGUAUUGAUGGGAGUAAUAUUGGCGGAAGACUUGGAAAGCUGUUCUUGAUGUUUAGGAAUCAGUUCAAGUAUCCCUUUGGUGGGGGAACCUUUCAGAGUUCAUGGCCUGCUGAUGAACUUUGUCUCUUAAAUAAGGCACAAAACAAGAAACCAAUGCCCAUUGAAGAAGCUGAAACCCUAGUUAAACAAUGGCAAGCGUUCAAAGCUCAAGCUCUUGGGCCAAGCCAUUGUAUUCUGAGCCUCUCUGAGAUCCUUGCGGAAUCAAUGCUCUCUCAGUGGCAGGAUUUGGCUGAUGCGGCAAAAUCUAGUUCUUGUUAUUGGAGAUUUGUUCUGCUGCAUUUGUCUAUCUUGAGGGCUGACAUUUUUCUGGAUGGGACUGGUGGGGAGAUCGCAGAAAUUGAGGCUCUCCUUGAAGAAGCAGCGGAGCUUGUUGAUGAAUAUCAGGCAAAGAACCCAAAUUAUUACAGCAAAUACAAAAUUCAUUAUGCUUUAAGAAGACAAUGCGAUGGCUCAUGGAAAUUCUGUAGAUGCCACGUCCAAACUACAAGAUGAUUCACGCUAAUCAUGAAGAUGGCUGUCAAGCUGCAGAUUUAGUUCCCUCUGCUCCCUUUAUUUACUAUCAUUAUGUUUUAUUGUGAAUACUUGGGGGCAUGGAACUUUGGUGUCUAAGGGUAAGUGAGUGUUUCUGUUUCACCUUGGAACUGUGUAUAUGAUGGAACACUAUUUAUUUAUUUAUUUUUUGAUAUGUAGGGCCCCAAGGAGAGUUGAACACUAGUUAUUGUUCUCUGUGGCAUUAUUUUUCUUUGCAUCCUGGUUAAAUUUUCUCAUUCCAGGGUUAAAUCUUGUUUUUGUUGGAGGUUCUUAUCAUCAGGCGGUGUUUUUGAGCAAAGUUUCUAAAGAAAACUUAGAAAUGUGAACCUACCUUGGAUGGGAUUACCUACAUUUCUUUGAUUAUGAUGAACAAAUCACAGGUCCUAUAUGGAUGGAGAAGGAGAAAAGUCCAUCUAGCUCCCUUGCAGGCCUAGACAUGCCAUAACGGAGUUUUCCUUUGAAAGAUGGGAAUAUGCUUUCUAACAUUUGUUCAUACAAGAAAGAUGAGUGUUUGUGCUUGGUUUUUUCGGAGUAAGCUUACUUCAGAAUAUCGCAUAAUAGUUUGACAGUUAAAAGGAAAAAGAUGCCUGUGCCAUACUGUUUCUCCUUUCUUCACAAACUGAAAGGCUCAUGAACAUCCAUCUCACAUUUUUCCAGGAAAGCUAGUUAUGUAGCCACCAGAAGCCCCUUCACCUUGGCAUCCUCUGCAGUUUCUGCUGAAAUAGCUGCCCUUUUGCCGCAAUACAGGUUCCUGUUGCAUCAUGGAUCAGAACAGAGACAACAGAUUGCAGAGGAGGAUAGCUGCAUGCUGCAUCACUGUUUAGCUGGGGCCAUUCGUAACAUUCAUUUUAGAAUCUAUGCCAUAUGUUGGGGAUGACAAUCUUGAAUUCUUGAUUAUUAUUCUUUACUAAGGUUUGAUUAACCACACUUUUGAGUGUUGAUAAUUUUCCAGAUCUCUGGUUUGGUAUCUAGGAAUUUUAAUUUAUUUCCAGC